Messenger RNA from Globicephala melas (long-finned pilot whale), 2441 nucleotides. It is a transcript of the gene RPP40, whose product is annotated as ribonuclease P/MRP subunit p40. Gene Ontology annotation, biological process: endonucleolytic cleavage in ITS1 to separate SSU-rRNA from 5.8S rRNA and LSU-rRNA from tricistronic rRNA transcript (SSU-rRNA, 5.8S rRNA, LSU-rRNA); tRNA 5'-leader removal; tRNA 3'-end processing. NCBI's taxonomy places the organism in Eukaryota, Metazoa, Chordata, Mammalia, Artiodactyla, Delphinidae. The record is from RefSeq and is a predicted model, not a curated record. Gene Ontology annotation, cellular component: multimeric ribonuclease P complex; ribonuclease MRP complex. Gene Ontology annotation, molecular function: ribonuclease P activity; ribonuclease MRP activity.
GGGGGCUGCGCUGCACGGCUUGCGGGAUCUCAGUUCCCAGAUCAAGGAUUGAACUUGGGCCACGGCAGUGAAAGCCUGGAAUCCUAACCGCUAGGCCACCCGGGAACUCCCUCAACCUUGGAUUUCAUCACAGACCUGAUGGGAUGGACUGUCACUGUCAAAGUUCACCAAGGCUGACAAAGGAAAGGAAGGAACCACGGCCACCUUCCUGGAGCAAGUCCAGUGGAGGUCAGCUCCAGGCACCAGGGAGCACCUGGGGAUCCUGCUCUGAGGAGGUCAACAUUUUGGCGACCCAUCUGGGAACCAGAGAAGACCCCUGACAGCUCCUGGGCUGCUGAGCAAACAGGUGCGGUGCCCACCCGGAGCUCGUUGUCACUGCUUUUCUCACCGACCCUGGAUUUUGAAGGUAACCAUCAGCGAGCUUCUGCGUAGGCCCCCCAGAAGCCUAGGCCCGCUCCCAGCACGAGCCCCGCCCCUACCCGGGACCGCCUCAACACGUGCGGCGUGCCUGCACUGCGCAUGCCCGCGGGGAAGGGGCGGGGCGAGCCGAACGCUGGCAGGACCUGCGUGGGGAAGACCAUGGCCAUGCUGUGUCGGCUGCGAGAGGUGCCCCGGCACUUGCUGGUCUGCGAAAAGUCCAACUUCGGCCACGAGAAGUCGCGCCACCGGCACCUCGUGGAGACGCACUAUCACAACUACAGGGUUUCCUUUCUGAUUCCUGAAUGUGGGAUACUAUCAAAAGAGCUGAAGGACCUGGUCAUGGACUCUGGACCCUAUUACUUUGUGAAGGAGUUACCUCUUCAUGAGUUAAUUGCACACGAAUUCAUCAAUACUUUCGUCAAGAAAGGUGCGUGCUAUGCACUAACGUACAACACAAAUAUUGACGAGGAUAAUACUGUGGCCCUGCUGCCAAACGGGAAAUUAAUUUUAUCACUGGAUAAAGACACUUACGAAGAAACUGGACUUCAAGGUCGUCCGUCUCAGUAUUCUGGCAGGAAGACCAUGAAGUUUAUUGUUUCCAUUGAUUUGAUGGAUUUAUCCUCUAAACUGGACUCUAAGAAGUAUAAAAGAAUAUCUUGGGCUUUCAAAGAAAAGAAACCAUUGAAAUUUGAUUUUCUUUUGGCGUGGCAUCAAACAGGUGCGGAAGGAUCAACGAUGAUGUCAUACUUUUCCAAUUACCGGAUUCAGGAGCGUCAGCCAAAAAUAGCGCUGAGCACGGUGACAGAUCUGCCGUGCCCCGUGCUGCGGAGCGGCGAGCUCAGGGGCGAGCCGGAGGCGGCCUGCAGCGCCCAGGAGCUCUUCGAGUGGCUGGGCGCCGUCUUCAGUAACGCCGAGCUAAAUAAUGAGCCUGAUAAUUUCAUAUCAACCUACUGCUGUCCCCAGCCAAGCACAGUGGUGGCGAGAGCUUACCUGUGUACAAUCACUGGUUUCAUCCUUCCAGAGAAGAUACGUCUUCUGUUGGAACAGCUGUGACCAUUUCGGGGCAGUUGAAGUUACAGUAUCACUUAAGAAAACGGCAGUGCUCUAUGGAACACAUUAUGAUCUGUCUUAAAUGCUGGAUUUCUGCAAAAUGCUUCACUUUGAAAUGGGUGGGAAAAGGAGCUGACCACCUCUGAAUCCAAAUCAUAUCCAAAAUCUGCCCUGGCUCUAACAUCCGUGAAUCGCUGGGCACCGGUAACAUGCCACGGGUUGUAUGGAGUAGUACUGGAUUUUCACUGUGGGAGGUGUUCUGUAAAUAAAAUGUUAGGAAGCUCAAAUCCCGUAUUGAAAAUGAGCACCACGCCUUCUGAGUCUUCGCUUGAAAAAUGUCUAAGAUGUAAGUGUUGAGGGUUUUCCUUUUUAUAUCCAACAUCCUCUUUCACAUUUAUUAGCUUUGUACUUUUAUUUUCCUCAGUAAGAAGAUCGAAGUUUUAAAAAUUGGAUGGAUUUUAAAAAAGAAAUUCGAUAAAUUAUUCUGCAGUGUUUCAGUUUACAGAGCCUCCGUAAGCAGCACUGUUCAGGGGAGGGAAACGAUUCUUACACACUUGGUGGGGAAUUUUUUGUUCUUUAAAUCUUAUAUGCUCUUCCACGAUAAGGGUAGGAACCGCUGAAGUUUGUUGUGUGCGCUGCAUGUUGGUGAGCCUUUACUGAAUUCACAGUAUAGCACCAGGAAUUUAAUUUCUGUCUCCUAAUUUUUAUAAAUGAAAGCUAAGGUCAAAGCUUCAUGGGAGCAUCAGAAAUACCGCUUAUCCUGAAUAAGUAAAAAAAAAUAUAUGGGACCCUUCCUAACUCUUCCUGUUUGUUAAGAAGUGUCUGUCUUUUUCAGUCGCUACUUUGAUGAACCAAAGUUGGCCCCGUGGGUGACGUUGUCGGUUCAAGGUUUUGCAGACAGCCCUGUUUCCUGGAGAGAAAACGAACACGGUUUUCGAAAAGGAGGAGAACAUUUAUACAACUUUGUGGUU